CGAUCCAAGCUCCGAAUGCCGACCCCGCACGCCAAGUCGUCUGGUGCAGAGAGGUGCUCUCACUGGUCGAUCGUGCGCAGCAGCAGCAGCAGUCGCGCACCAGCCCGACGUCCACCGAUCCCGCUGUGGGCCCUGCCCAGAUCGACGAUCCCGAGCUGCAGAAGCUCGUCAACGUCGCUCUCCCCAUCAUCAUCCGCAUCUCCUCCGCGCCCCCCGGGCCCAUCCCUCUGCAUGUCGCCGAGGCGAUCCACAUGCGCGCCAUGUGCGCGUCCACUGGCAUCUACCCCCAGUUCAUCCCGCACGACCCCCGCACUGCGUUCCGCGACUUCGAGCGCGCUGCCAAGUCCGGCUACCACGCUGCCUGGUUCAAGCUCGGGCGGGAGUAUGAGAACUUCGGAGACCUACAGCACGCGAAGGAGUGCUUUGAGCGGGGCACGAAGCACGGCGUCGAGAGCUGCUUCUACCGGCUCGGGAUGGCGAACCUCAUGGGCCAACUCGGCUUUCCGGCCGACCCGCAAGCUGCCCUGCCGCUGCUCAAUCGCGCUGCGACGCUCGCGACGAUCGAUGUCCCGCAGCCCGCUUAUGUGUAUGCUCUCCUGUUGCUCAACGAGUUCUCGCACGUCUCGAUUCCAGCGCAGCUCUUCCAGCCCUUCCUUCCCCCGGGCGUCACCCAGGCCGACGAGGCACGGCGGCACCUCGAGCGCGCGGCGUACCUCAACUUUGCGCCCGCGCAGUACAAGCUCGGUCAUGCGUACGAAUUUGCGACACCGCCUUUCCCGUUCGAUGCGCUCCUCUCCGUGCAGUACUAUUCGCUCGCAUCGCAGCAGGGCGAGACCGAGGCGGACAUGGCGCUGAGCAAGUGGUUCCUGUGCGGCGCGGAAGGCGCAUUCGACAAGGACGAGAACCUUGCAUGGACCUUCGCGGAGAAGGCUGCGCGGAAGGGCCUCGCCAGUGCCGAAUUUGCGCUGGGAUACUAUUCCGAGGUCGGCGUCGGCGGCCCUCGCAACAUCGAUAUAGCGCGCAAGUGGUACCAGCGGGCGGCGCAGAACGGCAAUGCAGAUGCAGCUGAGCGGCUCCAAGCCCUCUCACAGCCCACGCCCCAGGCCCUGUCGCGCGAACAGCACGAGAAUCUCACAGACUCGAAGCUCGUCCGCAAGCGGACCCAGGCGAAGCAGCGCUCCGAGGCCGUGGGCGGUGCGGCAGCAACAGCAUCAACAGCGGUCCCUUCAGCGCAGCGGACUCAGAUCGUGAACAACAUCCGCAAGAACUCUAUGCGCACUGGCCCGGGCGGCCCCGCUGGAGCAGCAGCAGCAGCGGCACAAGGCGCGGGCGGAGACUGGGGAAGACAGGGUGCGUCGAUGACGAACUCCCCGCCCGGCAUGCCCGCGCCCCUCCCGCGCGUGGACGAGUACCAGAACCAGAACGGCUCGCGGCGACCGCCGUCGGGUCCGCCCGGGGCCCCGGGGAUGCCGCAGACACCUCCUGCGCAUGGUGCCAGCCCACGGCCGCAUCCUGGCCAGCAGCACAGCAGCCCGUAUCCUCAGCAGGCGCCGCAUGCGCAACAACGAUAUGGUACUGGGCCUGGUCCUGCGUCGUCUCCUCGACCGGCGGGUACGCCCCCGAUGCGGAGGCCUGGGGGACCUGGGUCGCAGCCGCGUCGGGAGGAGAGCCCGGCGCGGCCACAGCAGCAGCAGCAGCAGAGGCCACAGUCGAGGCCGAACCCGAAUGGCCCGAAGACGUUUGCGGAGAUGGGUAUCGCUACGCAGAAGGUUGAAGACGACUCAAAUUGCGUGAUCAUGUGAGCGGUUGUGUCGUGGGUGGUUGUGGUGCUGUGUCGGACGGACUUGUGUAUAGGAUUCCUUUUGUGGCUCGCGUAAUACCCUGAGCUGCGGAGUCAGAGGAUGGAUGGAGGACAUUAAUGUGAGGACAACUUCUCGGAACGAUAGAUAGUACUCACUAGUACUGGGCAACUUUGGGAUACCAGGGGAAACGGCAAGUGAUACUUACAGGCUCAGACUCAAGACACCGCGGCACAGCGUCGCGACCCGCGUUGCAAGUCUUUAAAGACUCUUACCUUCGGUUUUAGUAUCCCAG
Polyporus arcularius HHB13444 is the source of this 2094-nucleotide messenger RNA. Lineage: Eukaryota; Fungi; Basidiomycota; Agaricomycetes; Polyporales; Polyporaceae. The record is from the annotation of a GenBank genome assembly.